AUGGGCUGUUUCCAGUGGCUGUUUCGGCAGCAAGAGGCUGCUGGUCCUUUCGGCGCUGCGUUCGCAAGGAUUCUCGUCGAGGACCAGAAGGAAGUUCGGCCUUUGAAGCAGACGGGUGCCUGUACCUGCGCUGCUGGCGGCGCCUGGGCAAAAACCCCAGACUUUCCGGCAAGGCCGUUUUCAGUGCAGCCCGAACUGUCAACUCCGCGAAGUUCCAGGCCUUCGGUGGACACUGCCCCGCCAUCUCCGCAAGAUGUUUUGGAGGAGUGCGACGAGCAUCAGGAUAGAGAUGACAACAAGACAUUGGAUGCUCGUGGGAGGACCAAUGAGAAGUUCGAAGCUCUGUUCAGAGACAUCCAAGACCGCUUCGAGAUGGCAAGGCGACAGGGCCUGGCAUCUUUCGACAAGGCAGAAUGGAUGAAGGCUACGUUGGAGUUUUCGACGGCCUUGUGCAUGCUGGACUUGUAUCCCCCGGAGAAGAGACACGCGUCUUGGAAGCAGAGCAUGUCGGAGCUCUUUGCAAACAGAUCCCACACGCAUCUGCGACUCAGGCAGUGGGCAGCAGUAGAGGACGACGUUACACGCUGCCUCGAGAUGAACCCCGAGGCUGAGGAGGGACUUUUGGCGCAAGUGCGCUACCGCCGCGCGGUGGCCUCCGAGAACCUGGGAAACUGGAUGCAAGCAUUGGAGGAUGCCGACUUCGUGCUGCGUUUCAAGUCUGACAGCCAGGCCAUGUGCACGAUGAUAAAUCGUAUUGUCGCGCGCCUGGCGGCUGACAUCGACAAACAACUAGCAGCAACUGAGGAUCCAGAGAUUCGCCACCGUUUGUGGAAAUCUCUGAUGUUGAAGUGGCAUCCCGAUAAGAAUCCGAAUGUGGCGACGGCUGCUGGCGAGGUAUCCAAGCACCUCAACGCCAGGAAGUACCAUUCGUAG
Symbiodinium sp. CCMP2592 is the source of this 933-nucleotide messenger RNA. NCBI's taxonomy places the organism in Eukaryota, Dinophyceae, Suessiales, Symbiodiniaceae. The record is from the annotation of a GenBank genome assembly.